UCGCAGCCUGGGCGUGGGUCCUCAGGUCUCUGUGCUCACUGAGGCUCUUCAGGGAGGGGACCUUGGCCAGAGCCUAGUGCGCCUGGGAGUCCUCAGGAGCGCCCGGAGCCUGGGCGCACGGGGUCGAAGAGGCUCCUGAACGGGAUUAGGGGGAGAAUGCAGUCCUCCACACACGGAUUCGCGACCAUGGCAGUUCCUUGAGCUGCAUCCGGUACCUUUAGCAAGCAGUCCAUCCCUCUCAGUCCGUCCCACCCUUCCAGGGUUGGAGUCACUGUAGAAGCUGAGCAGCCAUGACAUUUGCUGAGGACAAGACCUAUAAGUAUAUCCGUGACAACCACAGCAAGUUUUGCUGUGUUGAUGUUCUGGAGAUCCUGCCUUACCUGUCCUGCCUCACAGCCAGUGACCAGGACCGACUGCGGGCUUCCUACAGGCAACUAGGGAACCAGGACACACUCUGGGAACUCUUCAAUAAGCUCCAGCGCCGGCUUGGCUGGGUGGAGGUCUUUAUCCGGGCACUGAGGAUCUGUGAGCUGCCUGGGCUGGCUGAGCAAGUGACUCGCGUUUAUCAGAGCUACCUGCCUCCUGGGACCUCACUCCGCUCCCUAGACCCACUGCAGUCACCAGCCAUUCCUGCCACAGUUUCUGGACCUUCUGCAUUUGCACCAGGCCACAACAGCCUUGACAGUGGCUUCCUAGAGACACCAAGUUACCCCAGACCUGUCCAGGACACCCAGCCACCAGAGUCCCCAGUAGAGAAUUCAGAGCAACUUCCACAGGCCAACUUCAGGGCCGUUCCGAGGAUGUCUGGUGGCUCUUUGAUACCCUCUCCUAACCUGCAAGCUCUCAGCCCUCAGCCCUCCAGAGAGCAUCACGAGCAAGGACCAGCACUGGGUGGCACCCACGCAGCAAAUGCUGACUCCGUUCCCAUAGCAACCUAUGGACCUGUGUCUCCGACUGUUUCCUUCCAGCCCCUUCCACGUACUGCCCUGAGGACAAACCUCUUGUCUGGGGCCACAGUAUCAGUUCUCUCUGCUGAUACCUCCUUGUCCUCCUCUUCCACUGGAUCAGCUUUUGCAAAGGCGGCAGGUGACCAGGCCAAGGCUGCCACCCGUCUCAGCGCUACACACACUGAUUCUGCGACUGCCAGCUCAGUGCCUUCUGUCAGAUUGCCAGGAAAUACCAUGUCUUCCAAGCUGCCCAUCAGUUCAAAGUCCAGUGCUGCAAUGACAUCUACUGUGCUCACUGAUGGAGCUCCAUCAAAAUUACCCAUCAACUCAGUGUAUGCUGGCACAGUGCCAUCCAAAGUGCCGGCUAGUGUGGCCAAAGCACCUGACAACACAAUACCACCUGAGAGGAACAGCAAGCAAGCUAAGGAGACCCUGGAGGCUCCAGCAACCAUAGUCACCACUGGAGGCAAACUGGCCGGACCAGAUAGCAGUUCCAGAAGCCUGCGCUCUGGGCUAGAGAUGAGUAAGCCAGGUGUGCUGAUGUCCCAGGGGGACAACGAGCCAUUCUCAGCCUGCUCUGUGGAACUUGCCAUCAGCCCUAGCAGCUCCUUGAGCUCAGAACCCAACCAUGGUCCAGAGGAGAAUGAGUAUUCAUCCUUUAGAAUCCAGGUGGAUGAAGGCCCCAGUGCUGAUCUGUUAGGAAGCCCUGAGGCACAAGGCACCCAGCAGCCAGAAGAGCAGGAAGAGCUUUGUGCCGGCUCAGUGGCCUGGGCUAAGUGGCUUGGGGCCACCAGUGCACUCGUGGCUGCAUUCCUGGCAGUGAUGCUGUACCGUAGUAGGCGCCUGACCCAAUGAAGCCUCAGCUGUAUGCCGCUCACUUGCUCAGUUCUGCCCAGCAUGUUCUCUAGGCUUGGGCUGGUAGAGGCUGAGUCAGAGAAACUUAAAUAUGGCGAGGUCCACUGAGCUGUCCAGGUGGGUAGCUGCACCAAGACGCCGUCACUGUUGGGUGGGGAAGAGGCAUUGUUUCUAUCCUGGUUCAUGUCGUCUUCUGGUCUUCAGCUUUUGGGGGCACUGUAUUACCUCCAUUGCUUCAGACCCGCCCACAUGGCAGUGUAAGCGUUCGUGCUGUGUGCUCCUAAGGAGGUAUCCCCACAGCCUCAUCACUAUUGGCGUAAGCCUGAAGAUGAGGAGGUGUCACACUGUUGAUAAUGGCCCUUAUCUCGCCCAGGUCUCCUGAAACACACACAUAGGUAUAUUGAUGACUGUGCCCAUAGUAUCUUAUGCCUUCCACCAGCAGCCUGGCCUAAGGCCUUGGCAGUAGAGCCUGGGGGCAGCAGAGUGGCGGUCUCUGGGGAGCUCUGAGUACUCUGCCCUUUGGUCCCUCUCCACAGCCAGCCACCCUAAGGUGGGUCUGAGGUUGUCUGUGGACUCCAAGGAAGCCAGAAGCAGCUGCCAGGCCUGAGGAAGCCCCUGGGAGCCCUUCUCCAGCCUCCUUAUCCCCUCUUCACGUCUCCCCCUCCUGGUCUCCAUUCUCUUUGGCUUCCUAUACUGGACGAUGAGAUACCUGGUGGACAGAGCUCAAGCUGGCUUGUGUCACAUCCACCCUUUCUCUGGCCUUUAGCAGCUGUUUAGCUUCUCUAGUCUUGCUCAGUGGACAGAGGGUAGCUUUUCCUUUUACUGGGCUCCUCCGAGACUGAAGGAUACAGAUGUUUGCCUAGUGCCUGUCCCAGAGGGUGUGAGUACAAGCUCUCGGCCCUCCUGCCCAGGCUGGCUGAGCUGAGGUGAGUGAGAGGCAGAGUGCAUGGCAGGCUUUGAGAGAGCAGACUUUACCUCCCUCAUGUCUGUCUCCUCCCUAGGCAUAUGUAGACCUCACCUCUGUGUGUGCCUCACUUUUCUUACCUGUAAGAUGACGUGAGUUUGUGUGUGUGUAUGUGUGUAUAUAUGUAUGUGUGUGUGUGUGUAUACAUAUAUAUACAUAUAUAUGCUAAUAUAUUCCCACCUGUGAAAUGGGUAAUACACAUACAUUUAUGCUAAUAAAUUCUAGUUUUAUCAGGGUAAUUAAAAGAAUUUAUCUGUGAAAAUCUUGUGAGUUCCAAAUUUCUUAAAGGAUGGAUACAUGUUAUCACCACCCUACCCUAGACCGUUUCUCUGUCCUAGAAUUCACUCUGUAGACCAGGCUGGCCACAAACUCAGAGAUCUACCUGUCUCUUUCAAUUAGUAGGAUCAAAGGCGUGGGGCACCACUUUUAAAUGAAAAGGCACUGGGGCUUUUGGAUGUACAAACCUCAGUGAGAAAUAGGUGCUAACACAUUCUCCCCUCCUCCAUGGGCAGAAAGACUAGUUACUCCUACAGCAGAAAUACAGUUAGGUUUAGGCUGGGUGUGAUAGCUCAUGCCUUUAAUCCCAGCACGCAGGAGGCAGAGUCAGGCAGAUUUCUGAGUGAGUUCAAGACCAGCUUGGUCUACACAGCAAGUUCCAGGCCAGCCAGUCUCCAGAAAAUGAAAUGCAAUGAUGUAUAGUGAGGCUGUCCUCAUGGGUUCUCUUAAGGUACCCUUCACUGGACAAGGGGUAAUUAUGAAGCCAACUCCAUCUCUGGGCUCUCUUGUGAACACAAACCUUAGAGAAAUCAGGGAUGGGGGUUGCAAUUACAGUCUUCCCUUCAUGUCCUGAUGACCCAUACUUUCUGAACUUAAAGGCACACUUCAACCCGUGCCAUGAAUCUAGGUGUAACCUGUCCCCAAAUUGUCUACACAACUUUUAUCACCUUUGUUUCUAAAGAACCCUGGUGUUUGUGCCCUCUUCCAGUGCCAUGCUAUGCUGUUCAUGCUAGUGAACAGUUGUACAUGGGUACUAGCUUUAGUGUGUUACCAUUCUAGUGUAGCUUUGAAAGACUAAUUUCAAUAAUAUAAUAUGUAGCCCUACAGAGGUCACCCAGAUGGCGAGAUUUCAAGCACUGAUCACUUAGCAUUUUUUAGGUCAAGAAUGUGUAGGAAAAGCUGGGCGUAGUGGUACACGCCUGUAUUCCCAGCACUUGGGGGGCAGAGGCAGGUGGAUUUCUGAGUUCGAGGCCAGCCUGGUCUACAGAGUGAGUUCCAGGACAGCUAGGGCUAUACAGAGAAACCCUGUCUAAAAAAAAGAAAAAAAGAAAAAGAAUGUGUAGGAAAUAUCAAAGGCCUUCCCUGUACUUUGUAAAUUGUGAUGACCAGGCCAGCAUUCAAUGACACCUUUAUCUCAGCUGGCCUAUUAGAUGCCACCUUCAGGAAGACUUUGGCAGUGUCAGGUCCCAGGAGUCCAAUGUUUAUGUGUUGCUUUCAACUGCAGUGAGAUUCAUAGCUGUGUAGAAGGGAGAGCUGGAACAGGUCUGGACAAGGGGAACCAGAACCCAGGAGAUGGGAGGAGCAUCUGUACCCACAGAAGGCAUGUGGGUACGCAUACUUACGGACCUAAGAAAACAGAACUUCCUUCAGGAUGAUCACUGUUGUUGGGAGAAAGCAGUGCUUCCCAGACAUCCAUGCACGGACCCACAGGCGAGAGAGCCCUGCCCACCUUCUUUCUCUGGUGAAGAAUUCCCAGAAGCCCAAGAACUCUGACUGCUCUAUCCCAGGCAAGUCCCAGUGGGCCCUGCUGUGAUUGAAUGCAGUACAGUGCCACUCUUUCACUUCCUUUCCCUUGCUAGAUGCCCCCAUUUAUGGGGCUCUUUGUCAGAGAUGAGAGACCCCCAUCAUGGGUGUGCUCCAUCAGGGACAGUGUCUUAGCAUGCCACCUCAGGCCUGGCAACCUCUUCUAGCAGGCAGAAAUUCCCAUGCAGGCAAGAUUCAAAUAACCUGACUCAUUAUAUCCUAGGAAUAGGAUCACUCAGAUUCUACAGUCCAUAUUGUCCAUAGAUGCACUAUUAUACAGGCGAGUGGUGACACUCAUCCUGCCCUUGCCGAAGGAAAGUUUGUUGGCCAGGACAACAUGUAAAGUGAAUUUUUUUACACUAAAAUAUGCCUGCCCAAUAUGUCAAGAUCUAUCAUCUGCUCUAAUAGUAAAGUAACACUCUAUAAUUAGUACAGUCUCAGGGAUGACACAAUCAUGUGAUUAUAACCAUUGUGUAUGUGCCCAAAGUCAGAACCCUCAGGCUGGGUGUGAUGGGGUGGGGGAUAUGAACCUUUAAUCCACUCCUUAAGAACUCCAUUGAUAGGGUUGGAGAGAUGGCUCAGUGCUUAAGAGCACUGUCUGCUGCUCUUCCAGAGGUCCUGAGUUUAAUUCCCAUCAACCACAUGGUGGCUCACAACCAUCUGUACUGAGAUCUGAUGCCCUCUUCAGGUGUGUCUGAAGACAGAGACUGUGUACUCACAUAUAGUAAAUAAAUCUUAAAAAACAAACAAACAACUCCAUUGAUUUUUAUUAAAUCAACAUUUAUUAUUCAUUAAAGGCCAUGUUCAAGGGGAAGGCUUAGGAAGGCCAUGUUCAAGGGUGCACUCAGUGAGCUGAGAAUCAUAUAUGUGAUAUAUGGCAAUAAGGUUUCAUAUUACUGGGGUUUUUGUUUUUGUUUGAUAUUUUAAGACAGGGUCUCUCUACAUAACCCUGGCUGUUCUGAGACUCACUAUGUAGACCAAGGUGACUUCAAACUCACAGAGAUCUGCCUGUUUCUGCCUCUGGAAUGCUGGGAUUAAAGGCAUGGUAACUAAGCUAGGCAUGGUGGUGCACCAUGCUCUUAAUCCUGGUGUGCAGGGCGCGGAAGCAUGAGCCCUGCUGCAGGUCUAGGAGCAAGGGCCCACCUCAAAGGAAGACAUUUACACAACUGUGAUGCUUAAUCUUCAUUGUCAGUUUGAUUGGAUUCAGAAUCACAUGGGAAACAUGCUUCUGGGUGUGACUGGGAGGAUGUUUCCAGAAGGGCUUGCUGCCAUGAUUUACCUUCCUGCCACUAUGGGCUGUCCUCUCACUCAGCCUGUGAGCCACGAUAAACCCACCUUAUUAAGUUGCUGUUGUGUGAGACAUUUUAUCGUGUUGAUGAGAAAAGUAAUAUAAUAGCUAAAUAUGGCGGAGCUUACAAGAGCUUAAGAUCAAAUGUUGAUUAAAAACAUAAAACUGGCACUCAUAGAUUUGGGGAGAAAAUAAGCCCAUAUUAUGAUUUGAAGGCAUAUUUCCUCCCUUCAAAUUCAAAGAUUGAAACCCAUUACCAAGGUCAUGGUAGUAGGAUGUAGACCUUUGGGAUGAGACGCGACCAUGGUGACUCCACACUUCUGAAUGGAACCCACUCACUCAUAAAGAGGCCGAAGGCCAGUGAGAUGGCUCAGUAGGUAAAGGCCACUUGCUACCAAACCCAGUGACCUGAGUCUGAUGCCCAGGACUCAUAUGCUAGCAGGAAGGAGCCAAUUGUUGGUCUUCACAAGUGCACUGUGAUACAUACACACAGUGGUACGCAUGCACAAGCACACAUGCACAAGCACACAUGCACAAAUACACUGUAAUAAAAAAUUAUUCAUGUUAUGUUUUAUUGUGGCCCUUUGGAUAGACCCUCCUCUGAGGCACCUUUCUACCCCACUUGUUGACCUUUUGUCAGCUUGAAACAGUUAAACAGAGAUGGGGUCAGGGAGGGGCAAGCCCCAGGGAGCAGUUUGGGUGACCUCUGAAGCGGGCUAAUGGGCCAUCCCUUUCACUUCUCUUUUUGUAUUGAGACUCAGAACUAAAACAGCCAGGAUGGAACCUUCUGUGCAUCCACUAACCUGCCUCACCAGAAAUCAAAGAUCAGUUUAACAUCCUUUAGAACAACUUGGUACUUUGGCUGCUGCCAUAUUCCACAACUAGAUGUGACUGCUGGUAAGGAUGUAGUCUGUACUCUCCUCCAACAAUGCUGCUUCUGCACCAAUAAAUAAAUCCUAACAGAUUUGAGAUGGGUCCAAACACACAGGUGUGCAGAGCCAGCCUAACCCACGACUUUCUCAGAGGCCCUGAUGACAGAAUUGGCAGGGAUAGUCUGAUGCUGGAGCCUGUGUCUUGGAGGACUUGCGGUUGUGGGAACCUGACUCCUCCCCUUGAGCUGUUAUCUGUUCUAAGGCAGCUGUGUCUGAAGUAUCCUAUAUUCUCUUUAGCAAUAUUGUCUGACUUAGCUCUCUGCUGACCACAUUCCCACUCCUACCACAUAUAGUAUAUAAGAUGCUAUAAUUUAAUUUGUUUUAUUGAAACAGGAUCUCUCUAUCCCUGGCUGUCCUGAACUGACUAUGUAGACUAGGAUAGCCUUGAACCCAGAGAUCUGCCUGUCUUUACCUCCUAAGUGCCAGGAUCAAAAGGUGUGCAUCCCACACUCGGUUGGUAUAGAGUGAGUUCACUCUGUAAACCAGGCUGGCCUUGAACUCAGAAAUUCACCUGCCUCUGCCUCCCAAGUGCUGGGAUUAAAGGCAUGCGCCACCACCACCUGACUGGUAUACUUCUUAAUAUACUAGGUGUGGUACAUGUCUUGCACUGAGGACACAAAGGCAGAGAAGUUCAAAGCUAGCCUGGUCUACAGAGGGAGUUCCAGGACAGCCAAAGCUACAUAGAGAAGAAACCCUGAUUUUAGUUCUCUCAUCCUUCUCAAAAAGAAAAGGUCUGUGCAAGACCUGCCAGCCUUGGCUUUUAUCCUAUCUUUCUCAUCGUCUGGCACCUCCCCAUCAGGACCCUGUCACUGAAGAAUGACUGGCUGGUCCCAAUCACACAGGGACCAGACAAAAGUUAACUACAAACCUCUUCCUAUGUGAAGGGACUCUGGCCAGCUCAGGGGUGGAGCAUAGCUCUGUCAGACCUUUCUGGUCUCUCCAAUGCCCUCUGCCCUGCUAGAUUAUUUUCCUAAAGAUAGCCACCAAGGUCUAUUCCUUUUUUUGGCCGCUUCUUUCUUCCUCCCGAGGCUAUUAAGGUCCAUCUAUCAAAGUAGUGAAAUCCAGCAACCCAAAGCCCCUUUGGCUCACCUAAUUAACUGUAACCUUUCUAGCCUUGAGCAGGCUAAGCAGACCUUGAACAUUUGUCACGACAGGUCUUAUCGACCUGGAUAGAGAUGUCUAUCUUGGCUGUAGUUGUAAAUUCCCAUAGGAACUUAGCUGUUUUGGCUGCCACACUGACCCUAUUCUGUAACAUACUCCUGCUGAAGCAGGGGAUGGGUUUUGUGGUUCUUUUCAAUACAAUGCUUGUUAUUAAACUUCGAGCCUUGAUCAAAA
Messenger RNA from Apodemus sylvaticus (European woodmouse), 8121 nucleotides. It is a transcript of the gene Mavs, whose product is annotated as mitochondrial antiviral signaling protein. Bases 291 to 1802 code for a protein of 503 amino acids. Lineage: Eukaryota; Metazoa; Chordata; Mammalia; Rodentia; Muridae. The record is from RefSeq and is a predicted model, not a curated record. The transcript has 7 exons.